Peromyscus californicus insignis is the source of this 5654-nucleotide messenger RNA. Its product is annotated as NXPE family member 4-like. Bases 264 to 1895 code for a protein of 543 amino acids. The transcript is spliced from 6 exons. NCBI's taxonomy places the organism in Eukaryota, Metazoa, Chordata, Mammalia, Rodentia, Cricetidae. The record is from RefSeq and is a predicted model, not a curated record.
GCCUCUCUCCUCUCUCUCUUCCUCCCCUUCUCCCUUUGCUCCCCCCUCCCUUGCUCUUCUUUCUCUGUCAGUCAAUAAAGUUUUGCCACAUUGCACAAACACAAAGCUCUCAUUGUUAACUACAUUAAUUUUGAAAGUUAAAAUAGGCCAAGGAAGGAGGACGUAUCACACCUGUCCCUCCAGACAACCAGACUACUAGAGCAUCCAGUGGAAAAAGAAAAGGCUGUUACAGAUAGAGGAAAAGAGGAAGGACAAUUCGAACCAUGAAAACGAUGACCAGUCGUAAGUCACUGUGGGUGCUGCUGUUUAUAGCUAUCUUUUGGGUCUCGUUUACAGUUUUCAGAAACCCAUCAAAGAUAUGGGUUCACUUCAAGUUUCCUGUGUCCUUCAGUCACCAGAAUUUGGUCACAACAUCCUCAUGCCCUACAGUGCCUCUGAACCUACCAGUUGCACCAAAAGGGACAGAGCUGAGAGUCAGGGAGGUCCUAGAGAAACUAGACAAACAGAUCCCGCCCAGGCCUUUUGCCCAUCUCAACACCACCACCAGCGCCACACACAGCACAGCCACCAUCCUCAACCCUCGAGACACACACUGCAUGGGGGAAAAACUGGAUGUGCUGUUGGAAGCCAGGGACCACCUGGGACGCAGGAAGGAGUAUGGUGGAGACUUCCUGAGGGCCAGGAUGUCCUCCCCAGCCCUGAAGGCAGGAGCUUCUGGAAAGGUGACAGACUUCAACAAUGGCACCUACCUUGUCAGCUUCACUCUGUUCUGGGAAGGCCCGGUCUCCCUGUCUAUCCUGCUCAUGCAUCCCAGUGAAGGGGUGUCAGCUCUCUGGAGAGCAAGGAAACAGGGCUACGACAGAAUCAUCUUCACUGGCUGGUAUGUAAAUGGAACCUCUCAGGUCCACACUGAGUGUGCCUUGGUUCUAAACUCAAGUGUCGAACUCUGCCGAUAUCUGGAUGCCCAGUACCAAGAAACGUUCUACUGUGUGAAGCCUCCAAAUGUACCCUGUGCGGCACUUUCCCACAUGAAAUCAAAGAACAAGGAAGUUUCCUAUCUUAGGCAGCAAGAGAGGAGCCUCUUUGAAAGGUCAAAUAUAGGUGUGGAGAUUAUGGGAAAAUCCAAUGUGAUUAGUGUCUCCAAAUGCAACAAAGAAGCUGUUCCAGCAAAAGAGAGAUGCAAGCUCGGGAAGGCAUCUGCAAUCCCCAGUGGGCACGUCUGGAAAAACACCUGGAUUCCAGCCUCCUGUAGUUUGGCUCCGAUCAAAAUGAAAGACUGCCUGAGAGGAAAAUUCAUCCAUCUGAUGGGGGAUUCCACAAUCCGCCAGUGGAUGGAAUACUUCAAAAGCAGUAUCAACACACUGAGGUCUGUGGAUCUGCAUGAGACUGGAAAACUGCAACACCAACUCGCUGUGGACUUGGAUGAAAACAUCAACAUCCAGUGGAAAAAACAUGGUUACCCCUUUAUUGGGUCAUUCGUCUACUCUGUCAAAGAGAUGGAGUACAUUGCACGGAUAAUUGACAGAACUGGAGGAGAGAAAAACACGGUCAUUGUCAUUUCUCUGGGUCAGCAUUUCAGACCUUUCCCCAUUGACCUUUUCAUCCGAAGGGCCCUCAAUGUCCACAAAGCUCUUCAGCGUCUUCUCCUGAGAAGCCCAGACACUAUGGUUGUCCUCAAAACAGAAAACGUCAGGGAGAUGAGCAGUGACGUGGAAAGACUAGGUGACUUCCAUGGUUACACCCAGUACCUUGCCUUAAAAGAUAUUUUCCAGGAUCUCAAUGUGGGUGUCAUUGAUGCCUGGGAUAUGACAAUUGCAUAUGGCACAAAUGAUGUCCAUCCACCACAGCAUGUGGUUGGAAGUCAAAUUAAUAUAUUCUUAAAUUAUAUUUGCUAGCAAACACAUAACUCUGAAAGUUACUCAUUGAAUUUCAAAGAUGCAGUGAAUUCUGCUGGCAUGUCAGGUACCAGGAUGUCCCAGUUAGUCCAAGGAGUUAGUCUUCACUCUGGUCCAUGUGAUCCUCCCAGUUCAGCCUGACUAGGCCCUAGACUGGGCUUCUGCUUCAAGUUGAAGCUCAAAAGAAUCAAUGAAUGGUCCUCCCUUUUUUGAUCAGGUCCUCUCUUUUCUGAUCAGAGCCAACCUGUUCUUCAUCAAUUGGAAGUUAGGAUUCUCUUGGGUGAGACCUUCUCCCUGUUGCUGUGAGUCCAGGAAAAUUAAGUAAUUUGUAUAACAUUUUUAAAGGUCUUUGAUUCAAUUUGUAAAUAUUUUUGUGGAGACUUUUUACAUCCAUGUUCAUCAGGGAAAUUGUUCUGUACUUUUUUCUUGGUUGUGUCUCAAAGUUUGACAUCGGGACAAUACAAACUUCAGAGAAAGAGGUUGGUAUCGUUCCUUCUGUUUGUGAUUGGUGGAAGGGUCUGAAAAGUGUUGGUUAGGUUUUCUUUAAAAGUUCAUAAUAUUCAGUAGUGAAUCUGUCUUGGCCUGAACUUUUCUUUGGAGAGAGACCUUUAAUAAUCACUUCAAUCUCAUAGCUUAUUAUGGAUCUGUUUAUAUUGUUUCUAAUUCCUAGGUUUAGUUUUGAUAGGCCAUGUACAUUUAGAAAUUUCCAGCCAUUUGGAAUGUAAGAUUUGGGAUCAACCAAAACAAAAUAUGCAUGAAAACAUGUGGGGGACCAGCCCCCACCUUUUCCAGGGUUGCUACUUGGAGGAGACAGGAAUAUUAAUAUUAGGUAGAAUGAUAGGCCUAUUGGAGAGGAAGGACAGAAACACAGGAUAGCUUUGGGAGGACUUGGGUCAAUAUCCAACAGCCCAGAACUUUAUUCAAAAGGGCUUUAUAACAAUGCCACGGGGCAAGGGGAAAUACCUCCCCAUUCCUAGAUACAGCCAAGUGCAGACACUUCCAAACACCUGGUACCCAGGCUUGUGGUCCAAUCAUCCUCUUAUGCAGUCCUGCUGGGUAAAGCAAGCUCAGAUCUCACUAGGAAACCUCUGUGGGCUCUCACAGAAAUACUUUGAAACCUAACAUUUUAUAAUUUUAGAACAAUAUAAAAAAUUUUAAAAAAUUUAAAUGAAAAACAUGAAAAGACAGGAAUGAAUAAUGAAAAAUAUAUUAGUGAUAUUUUACUCUUAUAUCAUCAACACAAAUUUAUAGUUUGCUCUUUAUAACUAUAUUAUAAAUUAUAUAUUUUUGUUUGUUUGUUUGUUUUUUGUGUUUUUUUUUAAAUGGGGUUUCUCUAUUUUGUAGCUAGAGUUUUCCUGCCUGGCCCAAGGCCAGGACAAAUCUCUCUCACCUGCCAGUCCUGCAGCUGCUCAGACCCAACCAAGUAAACACACAGAGACUUAUAUUACUUAUAAACUGUAUGGCCAUGGCAGGCUUCUUGCUAACUAUUCUUAUAUCUUAAAUUAACCCAUUUCUAUUAAUCUAUAAGUUGUCAUGUAGCCCAUGGCUUACCGGUACCUUACAUCUCACUUGUCAUGGCGGCAGCUGUCAGCGUCUCUCUGCCUCUCUGUUGGAUAUUGACCCAAGUCCUCCACCUCCCAGCAUUCUCCUCUCUGCUUAUCCUGCCUAUACUUCCUGCCUGCCUACUGGCCAAUCAGUGUUUUAUUUAUUAACCAAUCAGAGCAACAUAUUUAACAUACAGGACAUCCCACAGCACUUCCCCUUUUCUUUUUUUUCAAAAAGGAAGGUUUUAACUUUCACAUAGUAAAAUUACAUAUAACAAAACAAUUAUCAAGCAAGAAUUACAGUUACACUGUCUUGUCUAUUUAUAAUAUCUAGUCUAUUUGUAUUUGGCAAAAUUAAAGAAGAUAUCCUAUCUAUCCUAUAUUUGUGAGUCUAAGGUUUCAUAUCUAACUUAUCUUUUAUCUUAACUAAGGAAAAUUGUAACUAUCUAGCUUCAACUACAUCAAAGACCUCAGAAGGAUAUAAUAUUACCUGAGAAGUGGGAAAAGGAUUCAAGCAACUUCCGGGAGUCUUGUGACAGUAGACAGAGACAACUGGCAGCCUGGACAGUCAUCCAAAGUUCUUUUGUAAAGUUGGGGCAUCUGUCUUCAUCCCAUAGGCCCAGAGUCUCUGUCACUUCUCUCUGUGUCCUAUAGAAGGUCUGGCAGUUUCCUCUGCAAAGCAGGAACCUGAAGGACCAUUUUGCCAAACAAAGUUCAGUAGUCAUCUUCCUAUGGGUCCUGCAUGUCCAGUUGAUCAAGCAGUCCAGGCAAGAACAGUUUCUUGCCCAAAUGGCUAUUUUUGCCAAGAAGAAGAUCAGCUCCAUAUGGAGUGUCUUUGAUGCCCAUCCUCCUCUCUGAAGUAAAUCGGUGCUGUCAGGAGCAGACAUGUCUCACUGUGCAGAAAGUCUAAAUUUUUAAAUUUUAGAUGAUGCCCCAACACUGCUGAGAAACCUCAGGUGAUUGUCCAGGCAGCUGACUGUUUCUGUCAACUCACAUUUUUUUUUUUUUGGAAGCUGCGUGCACGCACUUCCUGUUUUUAUUUUUAUUAGGUAAUAUUAUUUCCUUCUUGGGUCUCUGAGGGAGUUGAAGAUUAGUUAGUUAUAGUUGAAGAUUAGAUAGUUAUAUUUAAGUUUAAAUAGUUAUCAUUUUCCUUGUUAAGAAUUUCAGAAAAGAAACUCACUAAAGAGGUGUUAAGUGUAUAAAUUUGAAAGAUGUUAUAAUAUAGUUCUGUUUGUAAUACAAGUUAGGAUAGAAAGUGAAUCAGGUACAUAUUGGACUUAUCAAAAAAGGAUAGAUAAUGGAAUUAUUUUCUCUGAAUUUGUCAAAUGCAAAUGGACUAGACAUUGUUUAGGUGUUUAUUGCUUAUAUAUAUGGUAUAUAGUUAUUGUACUUUUGUAUACAGUUUUUCUUAUAUUAGUUAUAACUUUUUUCUUUUUAUUAAAAUAGAAAAGGGGAAAUAUGGUGAUAUUUUAUUUGUACUGAAAUGUGAUUUUAUUUGUUAAUAAAUAAAGUUGCCUGGGGGUCAGAGCUAAUAGCAAGCCAUAGUAGAAGCCAGGCGGUGGUGGCGCAUGUCUUUAAUCCCAGCACUUGGAAGGCAGAGCUAGGAGGAUCUCUGUGUGUUCAAGGAUACAGCCAGCAUGGUGACACACGCCUUUAAUCUCAAUACCAACCAUAGAAGACCUGGAGGUCUAUACAGAAGGCAGUGAUGAGGAGAUCAUGUGGUUGGGUUUACAACCAAUGAGAAGACAGAACAGAAAGUCAAUAAAAAGACAGACACACAGGAAGUAGAUCUCUUGCUCAGGGGAAGGACAGCAGCAGCAGUGAAGGGUAAGAAAGUGUUUUUAGCUCUUAGCUACUGCUCUGACCUCUUGGGCUCUCAACUCUGCUUUUGGCUCUGUGUAUCCAUUUUAAUUAAGAUGGUUACAUCUACACUAUGUAGCCCACACUCUCCUGGAACUCCCUCUUGCUGUGGGAUGGUCUGUAAGUCAAGUGUGUUGCUGAUUGGUCAAUAAAUAAAUCACUCAUUGGCCAGUGGCCAGGCAGGAAGUAUAGGCGGAACAAGGAGGAGAAUAAGGCUGGGAAGUGGAAGGCUGAGUGAGAGACACUGCCAGCCGCCACGAUGACAAACAGCAUGUGAAGAUGCCGAUAAGCCACUAGCUACAUGGCAAGGUAUAGAUUAAUAGAAAUGGAUUAAUUUAAGCUAUAAGAACAGUUA